AUUCACUUCACUAAACAAUGAAUUCUGAACGUUAUCAUGUGACUUACUUUGCUAUCAACAGGACAAUAAUAUUGUGGUUGAAGUUAGGUAAACAUUAAAAAUGAUAAAACAGUAAAUAUAAUUUAUUAUUUUCAAUUAAAAGUAGACCAUGGAGGACGACGGAAAAGUGUAUAUUGCUCCAUCAUUAUUUGUAAACCACGGCGGCGGUCCAAAUCCUGUAUUGGGUGAGAAAAACAAUUUAGAAAUAGCAAAAUCUUUGAAGGAGGUGCAAAAAGUCGUCGAUUUGACACGGUUGAAAGCUAUUAUCCUUGUCACUGCUCAUUGGGAGGCAGACCAAGUGUCGAUAUCGACAAAUGAACACCACGACUUGUUGUUCGAUUACUACAAUUUCCCGCCAGAAUCAUAUAAAUACAAGUACGAAGGGCGCGGCGAUCCCGAAUUGGCGCGAAAUAUCCACGACGCUUUGACAAAAGCCCAGAUCAACUCAAGAUUGGAUAAUGAAAGAGGAUGGGAUCAUGGAGUUUUUAUACCGAUGAUGUUAAUGAGACCCGAGGCCGACAUUCCUAUAGUUCAAGUGUCCAUAUUAUACAACCAAGAUGCAAAAUUGCAUUAUAAUAUCGGAAAAGUUCUACGUGAGUUUCGUAAGAAAGGUGUAGCUGUUAUUGGUUCUGGGUUAUCUUAUCAUAACAUGAGGAGGUUAAAGGCUUGCAGGACUGAAAAAAAUGAAUAUAUAGAGAAUAGAGAAUUUGAUGAUUUCUUGUCUGGAGUUUGCACUAGCGAUGAAGCGAUACGUGAGAAGAUAAUCCACUGGAAAGAGGCUUCGGGUGCGCUGGAUUGUCAUCCUGAUGGCGAAGCUGAUCAUUUAAUGCCAUUAAUUGUGGCGGCAGGUGCUGGAGGUAACUCUAAAGGCAGAAAAGUAUUUGAAACAGCAUUCUACAAUAGAUUUUUGUUGAGUAACUUACUAUGGGAAUGAGAACUAUAAUGAAGAUGAUUAGAAGUUAACCUGAAUAUCAUCCUAAAUUAAUGCGCGGCAAAAAUUGUUUUUGUUACCUAUAGAGAACGUCACUUGUGAUAUGUUUAUAUAGGUAAUAACAACUU
Molecule: messenger RNA, 1098 nt
Organism: Diatraea saccharalis (sugarcane borer)
Lineage: Eukaryota; Metazoa; Arthropoda; Insecta; Lepidoptera; Crambidae
Source: the annotation of a GenBank genome assembly